CUCAACUCAACAAACCCCAAAUCUGGAGAAGCCAAGUCGGGCGCAGCUUCGAUUCCGUCUGUCUCAUACGCAGCCUCCCUUUGCCCACACGCUCUCUCUCUCUCUCUCUCUCUCUCUAGAAAGGUAUAAUAUUUUCUGAUAUGCGGUAGAACAAAGCAAUCUUACUCGGUGCUUUCGACAAUGGAAGGGAAUUCAUCGCGCCCCAACCUGAAGCGCCCCUUCUUCGAAGUCGAAGACGGCGACGACUCCAACAAACCCCCCACGCAAAAGAGGAUUAGGUUUCCGAAGGGCAAGAAGGUUAAGCAAGGAGAUGAAGUGGUGGACAGAGGUGAAGCUGAGGAUGCUCCGAACGAUUUGAUGAAUCCCCGCCUUGCUGCCAAAGAGCGUGCAAAGCGUCGGAGUCAGUUCACUGCUGAACUCUUUACUGAAGAAAGUAGAGGCAUACUUAAUGAUGUUGUGGCAGCUGAAGUUGAUUACAAGGAUAAUGAGAACUUUGAUGAUGAUGGGAUUCAAAUAGAACCUUUCAAUUUAAACAAAGAGAGGGAAGAAGGUUAUUUUGAUGCAGAUGGAAAUUUUGUUGAAUAUGUCAAUGAUAAUGAAAUCAAGGAUGCAUGGCUUGAUAGUGUUGACGUUGAACCAAAAUAUGCGGGAAAAGCUACCGCAACAAACAAUGAAGAUGAUGUCCUUGAUCUUUCUUCUGAAGACAUCGGAAAGAUAAAGAGGCGUAUUACCGAUCUACUUGAGCCAGGAGAAACGGUUUUACAAGCUUUGAGAAGGUUAAAGGGAACUUCAAACAGGAAAGAGAAGAUGUCAGCUGAAACAAAGAUGGUAUUUGACCAGCUUACUGAAGAUGCAAUGAAGCUGAUGGAGAAUGGUGAACUUGAUGUGUAUCAUGAAAAGCGUGAGGUCUUUGAGCGUGAGGCAGAAGGUUAUGAGAGAUUAGCUAAGGCGAGAUGGGAGGGCACAUCAAUAAGUGCAGGUCAGGGAAAUUCUAAUUAUUCCAACAUAGGGAGGGGCUUACUCUCUGAUGUAACAGAUCCUAGAGUAUCCUCUACAGUGCUCCCUGAUCCUGUUGUGGAUAUUUCGAAUCCAAAUGCAUCUACUGCUGAAACAUCUAGCAACGAUGCUGAUGCUUUUGAUAUGUUUGCGGAUGAUGAUGAGCAUGCUACUGCUAAACCAUCUUUUGAUGGAAGUAAUGUGGUUUCUGGACCUAAUUCUGAUGCAGUCAGCCAACCAUCAGCAGACGCCCUAAACACUGAUUCAGACAGUAGAGAUUUGCACAAUGAUUAUGUGUAUGACGAGUCAACUGGGUACUACUAUAGCAGCAGUUUAGGGUAUUAUUAUGACCCAUCUACAGCACUUUUUUGCUCUGCAGCAUCUGGGCAAUGGUAUUCAUAUAAUGAGGAGACUGGCACAUAUGAUGUUCACCAGGUUGUAUCCAAUGGGAACUGAAGGAGAGAGUUUUACUGCUCUGCUUGAGGGCUUUGUACAGUUCAUGGAAUAUAGAGUUGAAAUCUGUGACAUUGGAUAAUCAGAUAGAUUUUACAUGAGAUCCCUUGUUUUCUUCAAAUGGAAAUCUAACCUUAGUUCUGGAUUUUCUGGGUGUACUGUUGUAGUUUAGGUUCUUGGGAGGCAUUGAAAAAGAUUUUCAUUUCACAUCUAAUUUAUCUAAAGAUUAUAUAUCUUGAUUGAUCCAAUACCAUCUCUGAGGAA
Messenger RNA from Corylus avellana, 1713 nucleotides. Its product is annotated as CD2-binding protein-like protein. The record is from RefSeq and is a predicted model, not a curated record. NCBI's taxonomy places the organism in Eukaryota, Viridiplantae, Streptophyta, Magnoliopsida, Fagales, Betulaceae. Gene Ontology annotation, cellular component: U5 snRNP.